AUGCCUUUUGUAUAUCAGAUUGUCUACUGGGACGACAAAAGCAUUUUCAUGGAACACCGUUUCAUCAGUUGUUCUGAUCAGUUUAUUUUGGCAAUUGCCAUUUGCAGACAAAGGCUGAUAUCUUGUGAUGCUCGUGAUGCCAUAGGACGACUUUUGGAGAAUCCUUUGGCACCGGCUCCAAAAAUACCCAAUAAUGAAACUACCAAGCAGGGCAGUAUCACUGUCGAAAAAAGCGUCAACUUGAGCAGCACUGAUUUGGAAGCUGGCCUAGUUUCUUUAGAUAACAAAAGUUUGGCCCAAAGCAACGGAUCAAUCAUCAUCAAUGAAAAAUAUAAGCCGGCGAUGCCAUUGGAGGUUGCAAAAUGGAUAGAAUCGAACGAGAUUUCCAGCGCCAUCUUACGAAGUGGUUGCUGACAGUACGCUCCUCCAGGAUCGGAGGCUGUUGAAGCAGAUGGAGCUGCUGUUGGUCCGAGCACGCCACUGGUCAACCACCGAAAGUAAAGGGAUGAAGUAUGGAAGAUCUUCGAGGAAAAGAAUUAAGUAUAAUAAUUUUAUUUUUAGUUUAAGACUCUGGUCUACGAUUUAGUUUAUUGAUUAAGUCCAGUGUGGAAAAGUGUAUGGAAUUUGUAUCAUUUAUUUGAGGCAGGUUUGUGGUAUGAGAUGACAAUUAGGGUAUAUCUGUUUCCUUUCUUGUUUAUAGAUCACUUCAAAAUUCAUUAUCAAAAUUUUUUCUUGUCCAUUUAGACCUUCAUCUUUUUUCACCAAUUUAAUUGGCCUUUAAACAGGACAGUUUCUUUACAGUUUUCACUUUAGACAAAAAAGUUUUUUUCCAGUAUUUUUUUAGACAGUAGAGUUUCUUCCCAGUUUUCUUUAGACAGUAGAGUCUUUCUCCAGUUUCCUUCGGACAGCAGCCUUUCAAGUUUUCAUUAGACAUUAAAGUUGGAAACAUUUUGCAGUACUUCUUCAAUUUGCUGCCAUCUCACAUUUAAGUUCAAGAAUUUCUAGUCCUUUCUUUUCUCUUUUGAUGACGUCACAGAAAACAUUUUUCUCCAAAUAUGGAUUCAAUCCAAAUUUUUUAAUC
This is a messenger RNA of Ctenocephalides felis (cat flea), 1081 nucleotides long. RefSeq lists its product as uncharacterized. The record is from RefSeq and is a predicted model, not a curated record. The transcript has 4 exons. Bases 1 to 414 code for a protein of 137 amino acids. NCBI's taxonomy places the organism in Eukaryota, Metazoa, Arthropoda, Insecta, Siphonaptera, Pulicidae.